AUGCUUCGAUGGACUGACACUGUUGAAAUCAAAACACCGAAUCUUCUUAUACCUACACAAAUAGCUAACUAUGUGGAAUCAUUGCCAUUCUGCAAGAUCAGUGUUCCAUCUUCGGCUGACCGUUUUGCCAUAAUGCAUCAUAGCCGCCUCUUGGACGUCUACGCUAUUGAUGGGCAGAAUAUAGUUCAGGAAUCGAGCGUGCAAGUGCUGGAAGAUGAGUUCCCUCAAUACUGCUUGUUAGAAUUUACUGCUUCUGGAUCACUACUUCUGUCAACCCGGAGUAGUGCGCAGAUUGACGUAUUUGAUCACCAGGGCGGGUACUGCUAUGAUAUUCCAUUGGAAUCCCCGGCAAACAAUAUUGACUUGGUAUGUGCUAUAUCUGCCAUCCGAACUAUUGCCAACACUUCAACAGAUGAUAAAUAUCUCGAUAUUUUAUACGCUCUACAAUACAAUGGGACCAUGUCCGUUUAUAAAAUCGGGCGCUUGACAAGAGUCACCAGAAGCUUAUUGGUCCAUCCAUUAAUUGGAUUGGCGGGUACAUUUUGUGUUUUACCAAAAUAUAAUCUCCUCUUGGUGGCAUCUCAUUAUCGCGCUUCUGCUGAGGGAAAUUUGCCUGGAGGAUUGUGCUCCUUCCGGCUAACAGAUGCAGAACCAUUUGUGGAACCAAUACGAUUCGCGAAUGACCAGGCUGGCUGGCUGUCUCGUCUUCCCUUCAGCUCCGCUAGUUAUGCAUACUUGGUUUCCAUGUCUUUGAACGAGUCAUCAUCAAAGUUGGUCGCUGUGUCUAGCAAUGGCGACUUCCACCUGUUUGAUGUUAGUCUAUAG
Molecule: messenger RNA, 825 nt
Organism: Cooperia oncophora
Lineage: Eukaryota; Metazoa; Nematoda; Chromadorea; Rhabditida; Trichostrongylidae
Source: the annotation of a GenBank genome assembly